AAUUUGUACAUUUAUUUAAUUAAAAAUGUUGUUAUUUGUUACAUUUGACAGUGUCAAACCUAGCAGUACUACUUAUGUCUCUGCGAGAUAUACGGAUGUAUAGCAAUUUGCAAUUAAAAACAUGAUUAUUUGUCUCUCUGAAAUUAAACCAGUGACAGAUUUUAAACAAAUACAUGUCUGUCAUUGAACAAACCCAUGCCAUGGUUAGAUAAUGGAAAAACACACCAAUCUCUUUCAGAAUUUCUUUAUACAAUAAAAGCUCAUUUACCAACAUUUCUGAACAUGGAUGUAUUCUGUUUUGGAAUGAAUCUCUUGAAAUGUAUUCACGUUUAGUGAAACAUGAGAUAUAAUGAAAGUACUCUUUGUUUGUUUCUUUUGUAGAGCACAAAUAUUGUCAAGCAAUGGGGAAGACCACAUUGAGAACCGUAAUUGUCUGUGGUGAGCAAGUAUUUAUUCAUAUGUGUGGAUCUUGAAUUGUAGUAUCACUCUUAUGUCCCUCAAACGAAUACAUAUGCGUGUGCAUGUGCGUGUGUGUGUGUGUGUUUUAGUAUCCACAGUGUAUAGUGCUUUAGGUUGUGUAGUGACAGGCCCAGACCAGAAGAAGGUUCCUGUGGGCUCUAAUGUUCGACUGUCCUGCGACCUCACUCAGUGUUUGAAAAGUCUGGGACAUCACCAAAUCAGUGCGGAGUGGGAGUUCAUUGACAAGGGCUCAAUGGAUAAAGCCCGGCACUCUCUCAUAUACCACUACCAUAACCAAACUGUCACCGUUGAACCCAGAGUGUCUCUGGUUGGGAACAUCUCUGAAGGUGACUUCUCGCUCCUGCUGCUGUCGGUGACAGUCCAACGUAGUGGCACCUACCUGUGUCGCCUGCGUUCUCCACAUGGCUUUUCAGACAUCCAUGAGAGUCACACACAGGUCACAGUGGUGGAGAGAUCAGGGCAGCACAGGAGUUUCCCAGGAGACCUCCAUAAACCUGGUGUAAACCAUCCUGAUUGGCUGUUGCCUCUCUGCUGCGUGCUUUUUUCACUCUUCCUGGUGGGCGGAGUCACAGUGGGAAUAUGCGUGUGUCGGAGGAGGUCACCGCGGCAACAAAACGACAAGUGUCACAUCCAGGUGAACGUAACACGCGGAGAAGACACACGGGAAGCCAAUGGAAACAAGGACACAAACUGCUAUGUCACGCUCCAGAGGCUCAGGGCCCCGCCCCCUCCCACACCCUCUAGAGGAGAGGGCAUCUACGUUACCAUGCACGGCACUCCCGCUGGGCCUUCAGGUGUCCAUUCCAAGCCACAGACUCACCCCAGCAGAAAGACUCUCCCAGAGGAGUGGCGGCAACAGGAAAUACCCACAAAGCCCCAACACUGCCCUUGAACACCUCCAACCAACCCCUCCUCAGAAGACUCAGACACAGGGAACUGCUGUGUUGAGACUAUCAACUCGGCGAUUUCAAAUCCACCAUUGUUCCUUUGCGCCAUUGUCGAAGAACCACUAUGUUCUUCGACAAAGGGGUGAAAAUCUGUUACUUUGGAAGAGAAUCCAGAACCACCUAUAUUCAAAUUGAUCUCUGACACUAUAAUCAGAAUGGUUAUUGAAGUUAGGAAAAGAAGAUUCCUAUAAUUUAGCUAUAUCAAGAUAACGUAUUACGAUUACUUAGAAGAUCCUUCCUUCUUGCUAAUAGUCCCCUGGGUGCAGAGGAACCCUCUCAGCUCUUAAGUGUAACCCUAACAGAGAUUAAACAGUUAUUAUUGUUGACCGGUACCGAUUUUAAAAACAGGAAGUGGGGAGAGAGGUAAUCGUGCACAUGGUUUCAUUUACCAGCUGUAACACUCUGUAGCAAUUACCCUGGGGACAUCCCACAGGAUAUAUACAGGACAUUCACAGGACAUUGCAUAGGACAUUCACAAACCAUGCACAGGACAAUCCAUUACAUGUGCCCUCCCUAUAGAUACUUUUUCCUAACUUACUGUCUUGGUGUGAAGUUUGUAAGUUGUUUUUUUAUCGAUAAAAAAAAUCAAUCAAUCAACAAUGAUUUUACUAAAACUGUUGUUCAAAAGUGGCUUUCCUGUCUUGCACGUGGCACUUCGAGAAAUAGGUAGAUACUUUCACUUCCACUUCUGUUGAGAUGCUAGAUUGUUUGAUUAUUCAACAAGCAUACCAUCUCUCUGUUAUUGGUAAGCUGAUUUGCUAUGUAACCGAUUGGUGAGCAACAUUUGAUGUAGCCUUUGAAAAUAGGUCAUGUCACCAUCUGCAAUGACUUGACCACUACACAACGUGUCCUUUGCCUUUAGUCCCAGAGUGCUCCUCUCUCAAAGUUGUUUCAAUACAGAUCAAUGGUCAUUGAUGCCCGUCGACAGCAGACUUGAAAAAGACUGGAUUGCAUAUCAUUACACCACUGGAUUGCAUAUCAUUACACCACUGGAUUGCACACCACUGGAUUGCAUAUCAUUACACCACUGGAUUGCAUAUCAUUACACCACUGGAUUGCACACCACUGGAUUGCAUAUCAUUACACCACUGGAUUGCACACCACUGGAUUGCAUAUCAUUACACCACUGGAUUGCAUAUCAUUACACCACUGGAUUGCGUAUCAUUACACCACUGGAUUGCACACCACUGGAUUGCAUAUCAUUACACCACUGGAUUGCAUAUCAUUACACCACUGGAUUGCAUAUCAUUACACCACUGGAUUGCAUAUCAUUACACCACUGGAUUGCACACCACUGGAUUGCACACCACUGGAUUGCAUAUCAUUACACCACUGAUGGGGCAUGACUGCAGUUAACACGUUGUAUUGAAGUCUUAAAAUAUGCAAAUUAUGAUAGUACAUACAAAAAAAUGCAUCAUAUCAUCUUCCUAUCAAUCUCCUCCACUGUUUAUCUAAUGCUUACCCUUCCCUCUCUUUUUUUGUCUCUCUAUCUCUGCCCUUUUCCAGUGUGAUGUGUGAACGUCCUUGUUUAUUUACUUGU
Oncorhynchus kisutch (coho salmon) is the source of this 2967-nucleotide messenger RNA. RefSeq lists its product as uncharacterized. Gene Ontology annotation, cellular component: plasma membrane. Lineage: Eukaryota; Metazoa; Chordata; Actinopteri; Salmoniformes; Salmonidae. Bases 491 to 1372 code for a protein of 293 amino acids. The record is from RefSeq and is a predicted model, not a curated record. The transcript is spliced from 6 exons.